This is a messenger RNA of Mercurialis annua (annual mercury), 2022 nucleotides long. Its product is annotated as protein DETOXIFICATION 12-like. The record is from RefSeq and is a predicted model, not a curated record. Gene Ontology annotation, cellular component: membrane. Gene Ontology annotation, biological process: xenobiotic detoxification by transmembrane export across the plasma membrane. Lineage: Eukaryota; Viridiplantae; Streptophyta; Magnoliopsida; Malpighiales; Euphorbiaceae. Gene Ontology annotation, molecular function: antiporter activity; xenobiotic transmembrane transporter activity. The transcript is spliced from 7 exons. The coding region runs from base 126 to 1631 and encodes 501 amino acids.
AAUAUUAAAAAGAACACUAUAUUCUGUCCAGUAAGAAAACUUUAAUAUUAAUGUGUUCCACCACCAUAAUAAUGGUGCUAGAGUAGUUCAUAUCUCACUCACUCACUCUGAGAGAAGAAGGAUCCAUGGAAAACACACAGAAUUAUAUGAUGAGCAUGGAAGAAUCAUUAUUAUCUAUUAAAAAGAUAAAAAAUGAUGAACAUCAUUUCAUAUUAUGGGAUGAGUUCAUUGAAGAAGCAAAGAGAUUAGGUUAUAUAGCAGCGCCGAUGAUGGCUGUGAAUCUAUCUUUGUUCUUGAUCAACGUUGUAUCGAUGAUGAUGGUCGGUCAUCUCGGAGAAUUAGCGCUCUCUAGCUCCGCCAUAGCCGUCUCUCUGUCUUCUGUUACUGGCUUCAGUGUUCUUAGCGGAAUGGCCUGUGCACUAGAAACUCUAUGCGGGCAAGCGUACGGCGCGGAGCAAUACCGAAAACUUGGAAACCAGACUUACAGUGCUAUAUUUUCUCUGAUAUUAGUAGCUUCCGGUGUGUCUAUCAUAUGGAUGAACAUGGAGAAGCUGCUCAUUUUGAUUGGUCAGGAUCCUAUAAUAGCUCAUGAAGCUGCUAACUUUAUAAGAUUGCUUGUUCCUGCACUUUUUGCUUAUGCAAUUUUCCAACCAAUUGCUAGAUACUAUCAGACACAAAGCUUAACCACUCCUAUGCUCAUAACCACUUUAGUAACACUUUCUUUUCACAUACCCUUGAGUUGGAUUUUAGUAUUCGAGUCGCGGCUCGGAAACCUCGGAGGAGCAUUAGCGAUCAGUGUUUCGAAUUGGUUGAAUGUUGUUUUUCUUGUGUUGUACAUGAGAUAUUCUUCUGCUUGUGCAAAAACUCGAGUUCCGGUUUCUAUGGAAGUGUUCCAAGGAGUUGGGGAGUUCUUCCGUUUCGCUAUCCCGUCUGUUGUGAUGAUUUGCCUACAAUGGUGGUCCUAUGAAAUUGUAAUCCUCCUGUCAGGAUUGUUACCAAACCCGCAACUCGAAACUUCAGUUCUAUCGGUGUGUCUUACAACAAUUGCGACUCUCUUUGCACUUCCUUAUGGGUUAAGUGCUGCAGUAAGUACUAGAGUAUCAAAUGAAUUGGGAGCAGGGAACCCAAAAGCAGCUCGAAACGCAGCGUAUUCAGUGAUGUUCAUUACAGCGGCGGAGUUAAUUCUAGUGAGCGUUACACUUUUCGCGACUCAGCAUGUGUUCGGUUACACUUUCAGCGACGAGAAAGAGGUGGUCGACGCUGUUUCUAGCAUGGCUCCAUUGAUUUGCUUGUCUGUAAUAAUAGAUGGCUUACAGGGCAUCUUUUCAGGGGUUGCAAGGGGAUGUGGGUGGCAACAUAUAGGAGCAUAUGUGAAUCUAGGUGCAUUAUAUCUUUGUGGUGUUCCAGCUGCUGCCAUUUUAGGGUUUUGGUUUGACCUCAGAGGAAGAGGACUUUGGAUCGGCAUUCAAAUUGGUGCCCUUUUGCAGACACUGCUUCUCUUCAUAAUAACAAGCCGUACGAAUUGGGAUAAACAGGCUAGGAUGGCAAGUGAGAGGUUAUUUGAAAGAAAAUCUUCAGUGGAAAAUCUAUUGAUGAUUAAUCAACAUCAAAUCUUAUUAUCUUUCGGUUAGAGUAUUUAGGAUUAGGAAUUUUUAAUCAGCUAAAAUACACCGAAUUUUACUUUGGUGAUAGAUUUGAAAUAAAAUGAAAAUUCGUGCCUUUAAAUGACAACUUUUAAAGGUCAUGAUUAAAAUGAAACUUCGUGUAAAGUUCGUGAUUUUUUUAGAAAUUAACCCUUAAUUUUCUUUAUUAGUUAGAUAUUUUACCAUUUUUCUUUUUUUUUCAUGUUGUAGGCUAGGAUGGCAAGUGAGAGGUUAUUUGAAAGAAAAUCUUCAGUGGAAAAUCUAUUGAUGUGAAUGACAGUAGAAUAAACUGAUGAUAUAAUGUUGUAUGUUGUUGUAAGGGAUUUAAUAAUGCUUCAAUGUUUAUUUGAAUUAAUAUAAAAUUUAUUAUUUAAAUUAA